CACAACGCGUUGACAGUUCGGGCAUUCUGCAACACUAACGCAAGGGAGCAUUUUUUGUACAAGAAAAUAUAGAUAAUUUGCUUGUUUUCCCCUGAUUUUCUUGAAUAAAACUGCGGCAGGAUGGACGUCCGACCUAAUCAGACUAUAUAUAUUAAUAACCUGAACGAGAAGAUCAAGAAGGAGGAGCUCAAGAAGUCCCUCUACGCGAUUUUCUCGCAGUUCGGCCAAAUUCUGGACAUUGUGGCACUAAAAACCCUGAAAAUGCGCGGCCAGGCGUUUGUGAUCUUUAAAGAAAUUGGAAGCGCCUCGAAUGCUUUGCGAACCAUGCAGGGAUUCCCCUUCUACGACAAGCCCAUGCAGAUAGCAUACUCCAAGUCGGAUUCGGAUAUUGUGGCCAAGCUGAAGGGUACCUUCAAGGAGCGGCCCAAGAAGAUCAAGCCACCUAAACCAGCACCUGGUGCGGAGGAAAAGAAAGACAAGAAAAAGAAGCCUUCAAGCGCGGAGAACUCGAACCCCAACACACAAACGGAGCAGCCACCCAACCAGAUUCUCUUCCUUACCAAUCUGCCCGAGGAGACCAAUGAGAUGAUGCUGUCCAUGCUUUUCAACCAAUUCCCUGGCUUCAAGGAGGUGCGUCUUGUGCCAAACCGACACGACAUUGCCUUCGUGGAGUUUACCACGGAACUGCAAAGUAAUGCGGCCAAGGAGGCCCUGCAGGGCUUCAAGAUUACGCCGACGCACGCUAUGAAAAUAACUUUCGCCAAGAAGUGAGCUUUCCGCAUACACGUAUUAGGUGUAAUUGGCGCUCACUGGAUGUUCCAGCAACUCCGUUUAUAAUUUAACGUAUAGAAUAAAUCAAUAUCUUAAAUACACACUUAAAA
Drosophila eugracilis is the source of this 881-nucleotide messenger RNA. It is a transcript of the gene snf, whose product is annotated as U1 small nuclear ribonucleoprotein A. Gene Ontology annotation, cellular component: U1 snRNP. The record is from RefSeq and is a predicted model, not a curated record. Gene Ontology annotation, biological process: mRNA splicing, via spliceosome. The coding region runs from base 121 to 771 and encodes 216 amino acids. Gene Ontology annotation, molecular function: U1 snRNA binding. The transcript has 2 exons. Lineage: Eukaryota; Metazoa; Arthropoda; Insecta; Diptera; Drosophilidae.